AGAUGGCUGUGGGCUCGAUCGAGCAUUCGCAAAAAUGGCAUGGAAAUGAAGCCGAUGUGCCACGAGCACGUCCAGAAAUUCAGCAUGGAGCUACACGAAGAAAAUUUGCCAUCCAUCGAUCUGAGCAGUGACAGAGUAGCAGCCGAGCGAGAGUCAACGCCAUGGAAGAAGGAACUUUGGUUCUGUGGAGCAUCCCGAGAAAGCACUCUGAUGUAAAAAGCAUAAGACGAUAGAGCGCAAGUCAUCGGCAUUGUGAAUGCAGCCCGGGCGAUGUGGUAUUUCUGUUCGUAGGCCGGAUCGAUCGCUGCUCGAAAAAUAUAGGCACUGUGCCUCGACGUCGGUAGAUCGACCGCCCACGAGAUCGACGAGCACUCGAGGAUUUGUGCUGGAAUCGGCGGUUGCUGCUGCUGCUGCUGGGAGGUAGCCGAGCUUCUAUCCACGAUGGAAUCUCCACCCGAGGCCGACCCGAUGGCAGAACAAACAAAGAAAUUUAAGAGAUUGGGCGAGUACGUGUACGAGCUCCAGCACGAGGAGGACCCGGAGGCCGUGAUCGUGUUCUUCCACGGCCUUUUGAUUCAGGAGACGGACACGGGCCACGCUUUCUGGAGCACGUGGACGAAGCGAAAUACUCUCGAAUGCUGGCCCGUGACGAUGCUUCCGGAAUUUUUGCAAUGGGGGGCGGAUUCCUCUCGCCCUUUCAGAAUUCGUGUGCUCGCGGUCUCGUAUGAGGGACGGAUGAGCGUGCAUCCAGACAUCGGGACGGCCGGGACCGACAAGUACCUUCUCGCCGAGAGUUUAAUCAGUGAGCUCAUUCUGAGCCCUCAGGACUUGAUUCGAGGAUCGAGGGCGGUGGAGGACAAUAAAGUCCCCGUCUUUCUGGUCGGCCACGACCUCGGAGGGAUCAUAAUUAAGAAUUUCGUCAUGGAAGUGGAGAGGACAAUUUACGACAAGAAGGAAGACGCCGAUAGAAAAAAAAUGCAGAAUUUUCUCAGCAAUCUGAAAGCUGUGUUCUUCUACGCCACACCUCACAAUGGAUCGCAAGCCAUCGAGGACUUGGCCCAGCAAAUCCCCGAAGACUCACGCAAUCAGAUGCUCACUCUGAUGAGCGUUCUCGGUACUGAUAUGGCGAGAAUCAACUCAUAUUUCAGAACUUAUCGGUCCGAGAUUUUCCACCAUCGGGUCCUUCUACGAUUCAAAACUUACGGCAUCGUUCCAACGAGUUUAACCAACCAGAGAGGUUUCGACAGGACGAUGGUCGUCCCGGAAGCAUCUGCUAGAUAUGAUAUGGACACAUUUUUCUUCGUUGAAGCUGAUCACUUUCAGGUUUGCCAGCCUGAAAGGCUGGCAAGGUUCGAUCCCAUAACGAAACUCGGUGAGAAAGUUUACAAGGAGGUGUCGAAAAUCAGACAAUUAGAAGACUUGAGGAUAUUCAAUGCACAAAGACCAGUAUUAGAACCCUACGGCCGGAGUGGAUGGUCUGGCUCUCAAAAUUUGCAAGCUUGGUUUAUGAUGGCUGUGGAGCACAGGAGGCUCAGAGAAUUAGAAGACUUGAGGAUAUUCAAUGCACAAAGACAAGUAUUAGAACCCUCCAGCUGGAGUGAAAGGUUUCUCUCUCAACCACCUGGAAUCAAAGCUUUACGUAAAGGGAAGUUCCGCCAGUGGAAAGAAAAUCUCAAGAUAAGAGAGUACGAGGACCGAGUCGAGAAAUCUCGCAAAUAUGAAAAACGCCCGAACUCUAUUGAUAUGACUGAAGCCGAGGUCGCGAAAACUGCCACGGAUGAGCAAGUCCUGCCGCAGAUACAAGUCGGUCUAGUCGAGAAAUCUCGCAAAGAUAAAAAACGCCCGAACUCUAUUGAUAUGAGUGAAGCCGAGGUCGCGAAAACUGCAACGGAUGAGCAAGUCCUGCCGCAGAUACAAGUCGGUCUUGUCGAGAAAUCUCGCAAAGAUGAAAAACGCCCGAACUCUAUUGAUAUGAGUGAAGCCGAGGUCGCGAAAACUGCAACGGAUGAGCAAGUCCUGCCGCAGAUACAAGUCGGUCUAGUGGAGAAAUCUCGCAAAGAUGAAAAACGCCCGAACUCUAUUGAUAUGACUGAAGCCGAGGUCGCGAAAACUGCAACGGAUGAGCAAGUCCUGCCGCAGAUACAAGUCGGUCUAGUCGAGAAAUCUCGCAAAGAUGAAAAACGCCCGAACUCUAUUGAUAUGACUGAAGCCGAGGUCGCGAAAACUGCAACGGAUGAGCAAGUCCUGCCGCAGAUACAAGUCGGUCUAGUCGAGAAAUCUCGCAAAGAUGAAAAACGCCCGAACUCUAUUGAUAUGAGUGAAGCCGAGGUCGCGAAAACUGCAACGGAUGAGCAAGUCCUGCCGCAGAUACAAGUCGGUCUAGUGGAGAAAUCUCGCAAAGAUGAAAAACGCCCGAACUCUAUUGAUAUGAGUGAAGCCGAGGUCGCGAAAACUGCAACGGAUGAGCAAGUCCUGCCGCAGGUACAAGUCGGUCUAGUCGAGAAAACUCGCAUAGAUGAAAAACGCCCGAACUCUAUUGAUAUGAGUGAAGCCGAGGUCGCGAAAACUGCAACGGAUGAGCAAGUCCUGCCGCAGAUACAAGUCGGUGUAGUCGAGAAAUCUCGCAAAGAUGAAAAACGCCCGAACUCUAUUGAUAUGAGUGAAGCCGAGGUCACGAAAACUGGACUGGAUGAGCAAGUCCUGCCACAGAUACAAGUCGAUCUAGUCGAGAAAUCUCGCAAAGAUGAAAAACGCCCGAACUCUAUUGAUAUGACUGAAGCCGAGGUCGCGAAAACUGCACUGGAUAAGCAAGUCCUGCCGCAGAUACAAGUCGGUCUAGUGGAGAAAUCUCGCAAAGAUGAAAAACGCCCGAACUCUAUUGAUAUGACUGAAGCCGAGGUCGCGAAAACUGCACUGGAUGAGCAAGUCCUGCCGCAGAUACAAGUCGAUCUAGUAGAGAAAUCUCGCAAAGAUGAAAAAAGCCCGAACUCUAUUGAUAUGAGUGAAGCCGAGGUCACGAAAACUGCACUGGAUGAGCAAGUCCUGCCACAGAUACAAGUCGGUCUAGUCGAGAAAUCUCGCAAAGAUGAAAAACGCCCGAACUCCAUUGAUAUGAGUGAAGCCGAGGUCGCGAAAACUGGAACUGAUGAGCAAGUCCUGCCGCAGAUACAAGUCGAUCUAGUCGAGAAAUCUCGCAAAGAUGAAAAACGCCCGAACUCUAUUGAUAUGACUGAAGCCGAGGUCGCGAAAACUGCACUGGAUGAGCAUGUCCUGCCGCAGAUACAAGUCGAUCUAGUUGAGAAAUCUCGCAAAGAUGAAAAAAGCCCGAACUCUAUUGAUAUGAGUGAAGCCGAGGUCGCGAAAACUGCAACGAAUGAGCAAGUCCUGCCGCAGAUACAAGUCGGUCUAGUCGAGAAAUCUCGCAUAGAUGAAAAACGCCCGAACUCUAUUGAUAUGAGUGAAGCCGAGGUCGCGAAAACUGCAACGGAUGAGCAAGUCCUGCCGCAGAUACAGGUCGGUCUAGUCGAGAAAUCUCGCAAAGAUGAAAAACGCCCGAACUCUAUUGAUAUGACUGAAGCCGAGGUCGCGAAAACUGCACUGGAUGGGCAAGUCCUGCCGCAGAUACAAGUCGGUCUUGUCGAGAAAUCUCGCAAAGAUGAAAAACGCCCGAACUCUAUUGAUAUGACUGAAGCCGAGGUCGCGAAAACUGCACUGGAUAAGCAAGUCCUGCCGCAGAUACAAGUCGGUCUUGUCGAGAAAUCUCGCAAAGAUGAAAAACGCCCGAACUCUAUUGAUAUGAGUGAAGCCGAGGUCGCGAAAACUGCACUGGAUGAGCAAGUCCUGCCGCAGAUACAAGUCGAUCUAGUUGAGAAAUCUCGCAAAGAUGAAAAAAGCCCGAACUCUAUUGAUAUGAGUGAAGCCGAGGUCGCGAAAACUGCAACGGAUGAGCAAGUCCUGCCGCAGAUACAAGUCGGUCUAGUCGAGAAAUCUCGCAUAGAUGAAAAACGCCCGAACUCUAUUGAUAUGAGUGAAGCCGAGGUCGCGAAAACUGCAACGGAUGAGCAAGUCCUGCCGCAGAUACAGGUCGGUCUAGUCGAGAAAUCUCGCAAAGAUGAAAAACGCCCGAACUCUAUUGAUAUGACUGAAGCCGAGGUCGCGAAAACUGCACUGGAUGGGCAAGUCCUGCCGCAGAUACAAGUCGGUCUUGUCGAGAAAUCUCGCAAAGAUGAAAAACGCCCGAACUCUAUUGAUAUGAGUGAAGCCGAGGUCGCGAAAACUGCAACGGAUGAGCAAGUCCUGCCGCAGAUACAAGUCGAUCUAGUCGAGAAAUCUCGCAAAGAUGAAAAACGCCCGAACUCUAUUGAUAUGAGUGAAGCCGAGGUCGCGAAAACUGCACUGGAUGAGCAAGUCCUGCCGCAGAUACAUGUCGGUCUAGUGGAGAAAUCUCGCAAAGAUGAAAAACGCCCGAACUCUAUUGAUAUGAGUGAAGCCGAGGUCGCGAAAACUGCAACGGAUGAGCAAGUCCUGCCGCAGAUACAAGUCGAUCUAGUCGAGAAAUCUCGCAAAGAUGAAAAACGCCCGAACUCUAUUGUUAUGAGUGAAGCCGAGGUCGCGAAAACUGCAACGGAUGAGCAAGUCCUGCCGCAGAUACAAGUCGAUCUAGUCGAGAAAUCUCGCAAAGAUGAAAAACGCCCGAACUCUAUUGAUAUGAGUGAAGCCGAGGAAGUCUGGAGUGCACAUCGUGCUGGAAGCUUCAGAGAAUCUGCUUGGGAAGAGGAGAAUGAUUCAGUUCACGUGCUGAAGUCUGCGGAGCUCUCAAGAAAAUCUACUCUCGACUCUGUGUUCUUCCAUGGUCUUCAGUUAAGACCUAUGCCUGAACCACAUAAGUUUACGUGGAUAUCUCAAUCUGAGCCAUCAGAAGUAUGGUUGAAAUGGCUUCACGAAAUUCACCCGACCAUGCGUAUAAUAGCAGUCUCCUACGAUGCCAGCAUGAAGGAGGAUAGCAAGAAUGGGAGUAUGGAUUUAUAUCAGGUGGCAGAAAACUUGUUGUCUAAGCUGAUACUGGCAGGUGUUGGUCAAAGCGGACCAAUCAUAUUCGUUGGUCAUAAUUUCGGAGGAAUAAUUGCAAAAGCAAUUUCUCGACAAGCUCACUUUCGACACAGCCUAUAUGAGAAUGACACAGAUAUAACCAAUUUUCUUGAAAACCUGAGAGGCCUCUUCUACUUCGGAGUGCCUCAUCGUGGAAGCUCAUUCACAGAUAUUGUAGAACAACUCAGCAUCGUGAAAGGACAGUUGGUUGACUACGUGAAGGUUUCCAGCAAAGAAUUGUCGAGACUCAAUGAAGAUCAUGACGCUCUUUGUAAACGCUACGAUUGGAAGGUCGCAGGCGUGGGUGAAUCGUUACCUACGAAUCUGGGAAACGGAUUCUGUGGAGUCAUAGUUGACAAGGCAUCUGCAAGAUGUAGAAACUUCAUGAUAGUCGACCAAGACCACUCUUCACUCUGCCAACCAGAGAGUAGAAAUAGCAGCUCGUAUCUGCACUUAAAAGAAUUUAUUGAUAGGAUUCAAGCCCAGGUCACGAAAACUGCAACAGAUGAGCAAGUCCUGCCGCAGAUACAAGUCGGUCUACUCGAGAAAUCUCGGAAAGAUGAAGAAUUCCAGCAACAACUGGUCAAACAUACAGCUUUGGGAUUUUGGGGGAUGGUAGGAGUUGGGAAAACCACACUCUGCAAAGCUAUUUUCAAUGAUCUAUGGAACGCCUUUCCUUACACGCUUUUCGCUGAGGGCGUCAAGCAGAUUCCUGGUGACGAGAGAGAAUUCGAGGAGACGGUGUUGUGUCUCGUGCAUCACAAAGGCAAGAAGAUUACCCCAGCACCUAACUUGGUCCAGCUGAGAGGGAAGAAGUUACUGGUGGCGUUCGAUGACGUAGAAAAGGACAGGGAAAUCGAUCUGCUCAGAAAGCUCAGCCGCACCUUGUUGGAUAGUAGCCGCUACAUCGUAACAUCACAGAAUCGACAGAUGUUAAAUAAGAUCGAUGGCAUACACAUAUUUGAAGUUGCACCUUUAGAUGGGGAGGAAUCUAAACUGCUGUUCAAGACGCUUGCGUUCCCAGACAACCAACCUUUGCUCGGGUGGUAGGAAGAGUGGAUGGAGGCUAUAGUGCAAACGUGUGGAGGUCUGCCAUUGACUUUGGAAAUUGUAGCUAAUUAUCUGAAAGGGUGUAUUUCUAUAGACGUGUGGCAACAGAUGCCCGAAUAUGUGGGGAAUGCAGAUCACGGAGAGACUGUUGGAUUGGGUAAAUUGUGGAUGCAGCUGAAAACCAGCUACGACAAUCUCGGGCCCGAGGAAAAGCAAAUGUUUUUAGAAGCUGCAACAUUUUUCCAAGAAAGGUUCGUGGAGAAUCACGGGUGGAGACAUGGCCAGAGACAGUGCACGUUAUCCGAAGCUAAGGUUAUUUGGAGUAUGAUGCAUGGGAAUGAAGCUCUACACUGGAGAACCCUCGUUGACCGGUCAAUGGUUUCUGACGUUGCAGACGAUUCAGUAAUCAGGAUCCAUGAACUGUUUAAGGGCUUGGGCCACUCGUUAGCUGAUACGGACGACUUCAAGAUUCGGGUCGACAGUGUCGAAAACCUCUUAAUGAUUUUACAAGAUGGCAAGCGGAAGAUUAAGAAUGUGCACACGCUGCAGGUGGUAUGUAAAGAUAUCUCUGGUGAGUUUUCUUCCACAAAACUUUGCUUUAAGUGCUUCAAACUACAACGUGGAUGGUCUUCACACUGUGAACAUCUCUCCCAGCGUCUUCCUUUACACAAACUUUGCAAUAUGAAAAGCCUGCGAUGUCUACAAUUGGUGGACUGUGAGAUAGAAAAAGGCAAAGUGAAAUUGCCUAGAUCCGUUGUCGUGUUCCGCAGCCAGAACAGUGGGAAGUAUAUAUCCUUCGGAGAGUCUAGCCCACUGGUGUACCUGUCAAUGAAGGCUUUCAAAAUAAAGCGCUUGCCAGAGUCUGUGUGUGGGCUGAGCAACCUUCACUUCCUAAACCUGGAAGCUGGAAACCUCCUUUCUUUGCCUGAUAACUUUGGCAGCCUAAAGAAACUGCGGCAGCUGAAGCUUGUAACCCAGAAACUGAAGAGGCUUCCAGACUUUUUCAGCUCGUUGCAGGAUCUUCUAAAAGUACAUCUGGAGUGCGACCGGUUGAAGUUCCUGCCCGAAAGUAUUGGCCACUUGAGACAGUUGCAAGAACUGAACCUUCAAUGUCAAACUCUAGUCAGCUUGCCAUCCUCUAUCGGUGAACUGCAUGCCCUUCAGGAGCUCAGCCUACGAUGCAACUCACUUGAGAUCUUGCCUGAUCGUUUUCGUGAGCUGGUUGGUCUUCAAAAGCUAGAGUUGCGAUGCGACAAACUCCAGAGUCUACCAGAGUCUUCUGCUAGACUGACGCAGUUGACGCAGUUGAUCCUUGUGUGCCGGAAGCUUCGAUGGUUGCCUCAAUCCUUCCAUGAAUUGGAAGCGCUUCAGGACCUCUAUCUUCAAUGUGACAGUCUCGAAAGUUUACCAGAAUCUCUUCGUUGUAGGCUGGAGAGAACUGAAGAGGCUUCCAGACUUUUUCAGCUCGUUGCAGGAUCUUCAAAAAGUACAUCUGGAGAGCGACCGGUUGAAGUUCCUGCCCGAAAGUAUUGGCUACUUGAGACAGUUGUCAAACUGUCAGCUUCAAUGUCAAACUCUAGUCAGCUUGCCAUUCUCUAUCGGUGAACUGCAUGCCCUUCAGGAGCUCAGCCUACGAUGCAACUCACUUGAGAUCUUGCCUGAUCGUUUUUGUGAGCUGGUUGGUCUUCAAAAGCUAGAGUUGCGAUGCGACAAACUCCAGAGUCUACCAGAGUCUUCUGCUAGACUGACGCAGUUGCCGCAGUUGAUCCUUGUGUGCCGGAAGCUUCGAUGGUUGCCUCAAUCCUUCCAUGAAUUGGAAGCGCUUCAGGACCUCUGUCUUCAAUGUGACAGUCUCGAAAGUUUACCAGAAUCUCUUCGUUGUAGGCAGGCCCUUCACACGCCAGAGUUCAGGUGACUCUGUUCUGGGUUGAGUGACACAAAUGAAAGUAAAGUUGACUAGGUGAAAGUAAUUGCAAACCCUGGAAUUUUUAGAUCAAUUGAAACACUCGAGGUCCAUUGGAGUACUCAAUGAGUACUAUCAGUAAAGCGAGCUUCGAGAGUAAAAUUUCCAUUUACAUGGAACAAUCGAGCUGAGAGGCAAAUGACCACUCUGAGGUUAUGUAAGUACUUCCGGUCAAAGUAAAAUGUUCAAAGACGAGGAUAUUCUUUGCUUAAGAAAGUGAGUAAGUCUCGUCAUGGCGC
Molecule: messenger RNA, 8340 nt
Organism: Marchantia polymorpha subsp. ruderalis
Lineage: Eukaryota; Viridiplantae; Streptophyta; Marchantiopsida; Marchantiales; Marchantiaceae
Source: the annotation of a GenBank genome assembly